Drosophila arizonae is the source of this 1014-nucleotide messenger RNA. RefSeq names its product granzyme B. Gene Ontology annotation, biological process: proteolysis. NCBI's taxonomy places the organism in Eukaryota, Metazoa, Arthropoda, Insecta, Diptera, Drosophilidae. Gene Ontology annotation, molecular function: serine-type endopeptidase activity. The record is from RefSeq and is a predicted model, not a curated record.
UUGCUCGCAUUUAUUCAUAAUAUUCCAUUAGAGUCUCAGUCGAAGCAAUGAAUAAUGAAUAUCUAUCAGAUCUUAAUUGUUUGGCUAUUGGUGGUUAUCCGAUUGGAUUUGGAAAAUGGGGAACGGGGCACCUUUACCCGGAAUAGCGAUGAUCAAUUUCAGAUGCUAAUCGCAGGUGGCGUAGUGCCCGAUAACGGCAAAUUUGUACGCAAUAUUGUCUCAAUACGCACAUUGCAUUACAUACAAUUCUAUGGCGAUAAUCACUUCUGCACCGGGGUCAUUCUAAGCAGUCAGACCGUCUUAACUGCAGCUCACUGUGUGACAGACCGUCAUAAAUCCAUUAUGAAUCCACGCGGUUUACUGGUCGUCUUUGGGGCUGUGGGACGCUUGGAUAAAUAUGGCAAGGACGACAGUCGACGCAUCACACAGAUUGCUGUGCAUCCAAGAUAUCAGCGUUAUUUGAAAUACGAUGUGGCUCUAUUGCGCUUGGCGGAUCGUAUUCCGGGCAAUACGCGACACGUAAAGCCGAUAAUGACACGAAAGUGGGCCAGCUUCUACGUGGGCAUGUUAUGCAUCACCAUGGGCUGGGGUCAGCUCUAUCCGCAUGGUCCAUAUGCCAAUGAAUUGAUGUAUCUGGAAGUGGCAGUGCGCGAUCACGAUUUCUGCAACGGAAUGGAAAAUUAUGAUAGCGAAAGUAGCAUAUGCGCCGAGCCGAAGGAUGAGGGGCAAGUUUGUCCCGGUGAUUUGGGUUCGCCAAUUAUUUGCUCCACUUAUUUCACGGGCAUUAUCGGUGGGGCACAGAAAUGUGAAGGCAUCAAAGCGUUGAAGUUUGUCAAUUAUUCCAAAGUUGAGGCUUGGGUUGAUAAAACCGUUAGAAUGUUCUCGGGCAGUAGCAAUACGUGGUUAUCUUUUUACCUAUUGCUAUUUACGCUAUAUGCAUUGAGAGUUACUUAGUUUAUCGUAUCCAAGUCUCUGAGCACUUCAAGUGGUGCACUUUUGCCGUUUUUAUGAAAU